UCACGUGAGUGGCACGCUGGGGGCAUUUUUGUCCUUUCAACCCUACAAUAUAUUAGCGCCAUUUAGAAUACAGACCGAUGGUUUUACGAUUCCGAUCAUCGUCAAACCAAAACACACACAAACACACACUUGUCAGACGAAUUCCCUUUCUUCUCUCAAACGAAAACCCUAGUCGCUAGCUAAAACUUUGUAUGCUUUUCCAAAUAAUCAACAAUGCCGGUUUGGAAUUUAAGUGAAGCACGAGGACGGAUGAUCAGUGAAGCAGAAGUUCGUCUUCAAUAUGGUGAUCAUCCGACCAUGUUUUGCAUGCUAUUAAACCAUGGUGGAAAGUUUACUGAUUUUCCUGGAAGGAAGUAUGUAAACGGAAAGAGACAUUACGUUGACUUAAUAGACAUCGAGACUUUCUGUGUUCACGAUAUUGAUGACAUGAUGGUGAAACUUGGGUAUAUCGAUGAAAAUCUACAUGUGGAGAUGUACUAUCAUUUUCGAAGGCCACUGUGCGAUUUGGAUUUUGGCUUGUUUGCUUUAGCUUCAGAUGAUGAUGUAAGGCAUUUAGCAAAAUAUGUUGGCCAGCAUAAGCUAAUAGAGGUGUAUACAGAGCACGGGCAAACGAAAUUACACACAUACUCGAUGUCACCAAACCCAUCUAAGGUACGUAUAGUUGAGAUUGAUUGUACCCCAAAAAGAUUGUUUUUGGAAUGGCAUGAUACACAAGUUGAGCCUAAUGAUGUGUUGACAUUUGAGCCUAAUAGAAACAACCCUCCUGUUUCACCUACUAGAAAUGAGCCUUCAAUUGACAAGGUGGACAUGGUAAGUGAUAAUGCAAACAUCAUGGAAACUGAAAUUGAACAUAGUAGUGAUGAUAAUAGCAGUGGUGAUGAGAUCAACAGUGGUGAUGAUAGUGAGAGUCAAGAUGGUGACUUUCUUCUAGACGAAGACAAUAUCAUUGAUGAUGUUGAAGUUGACAUGAGAGAAUUCCACUUGAAUGUUGACCCAGAUGUUGAGUGGAUUGGAGGUGCUUCUAAAAGAAAGAAUCAUGUAGUUACAGAAGAUGGGAAUGAAGCAGACCUUGAAGUUAUAGAUAUGGAACUUUUCUUGUCCGACUCUUCAUCGGAUGAUGGGAUCGAAGGAGAAAGAAACAAAAAGAUUAAAGCUAUUAGAAGGGCGCAUGAGAACGAAAAUGCUCAAGUCAGUGAGCCUUUCUAUUUAUAUCAGAAAUUUAAUUCGUCAAAGGAGUUUAAAGAUAUGGUUAACCAACAUGCAAUAGAUACAAGAAGGGAGUUGGAUUUUGAGAAGAAUGAUAAAAACAGAGUAAGGGUUGUAUGCAGGGGAACCAUAACAAGCCUAGGUGGUGGGACCGGUCAAGAAGUAGUCAAUGAAGAAGGUAAGUGUCCUUGGGUUCUUUUAGCCAGUAAGUGGAAACGCGACAAGGAUUGGACAGUUAAAACAUAUGUUAGUGAACAUAAAUGUCUUCAAACAAGAAAGGUUAGGGCUUGUGAUUACAAGUUUCUUUCAAAGCAAAUUCUACAACUGGUGGAAGCAAACCCAAAAAUUCCAGUCAAGGCUUUAAGGGAACAACUUCAACGUAUCUACAAAGUAGAUAUUUCUAAGAUGAAAGCCUUUAGGGCAAGAGAAGCAGCCUUAAAAAUUAUCAGGGGUGAUUAUGCCACUCAGUACAAGAUCUUACAAGAUUAUUUGUUAGAAGUGCAGACUCAAAACCCAGACACCACUAUCAAGCUUGAUGUCGAAAGUGAACCAAAUCCUGAUGUUGAGACAAGAACCUUCAGACGCGUGUACGUGUGCCUUGGUGCUUUGAAGCAAGGAUUUGCAGCAGGGAAGAGGGAUUUUCUUGGGGUAGACGGGGCUUUCAUGAAAGGACCUUUCCAUGGUCAAAUUUUAUCUGUUGUGGCUUUAGAUGGGAAUAAUGGAAUAUAUCCUUUAGCAUAUGCUGUGGUUGAAGCUGAGACACUGAACUCUUGGACAUGGUUUUUAACUCACUUGGGUGAUGACCUAGGGUUGGCUUCAAAUUCAAUUUUACAUUUAUAUCAGACAGGCAAAAGGUUAUUUUCUUGUGUUUUGAAUACUAAUAUCUAAAGGAAAAGAAAUCAUUGACAUAAUGUAUCUUUCUUGUAGGGUUUAAGUUCUGCCAUCGCAGAUUUGUUUCCUUGUGCAGAGCACCGUUAUUGUGUUCGCCACAUACACGAAAAUAUGAGGUCACGUUGGAGAGGGGAUAAGUUUAAAGAACUGCUUUGGAAUUGUUCAACAACAUAUACUGUGCAAGAGUUUGAAAAAGAAAUGGAAGAAGUUAGAAAAUUAAACCAAGAAUGUUAUGAGUGGCUUAAACAAAUACCACCUCAACAUUGGGCACGUUCUCAUUUUACAGGGAGAGCACAUUCUGAUAUUGUGAUAAACAACAUAUGCGAGUGCUUUAAUAGCAAAAUAAUAGACGGACGUGACACACCAAUUAUCAAUUGCUUAGAGUUCAUCCGGGAGUACAUCAUGAAGAGGAUUGUGAAUGUUGAAAAAGAAAUUGACAAAGCAACAGGCCCUUUGACUCCAACAGCUACCAAGCUAUUGCAAAAGAUCAAAGAUCAGGCAGAGGAGUAUACAGCAUCAUUUUGUGGAAAUGGGAAGUACCAAGUGAGUGGACCUUGGCAAGAUCAGUGUGUAGUGAAUGUGAAUCAACGAACGUGUUCAUGCAAGAAGUGGGAAAUAACUGGAAUGCCAUGCAAACAUGUUGUAUCUGCAAUUUGGGACAUGAGGAGAAAUAAUGGUGCAAUUGGUAUUCCAGAAACCUUUGUUCAUGAAUGUUAUUGGUUAUCAACCUGGAGGAACAUGUACUCUUUCAAAGUGGAUCCAAUAAAUGGUAGAAGAUUGUGGAUUAAGUCACCUUGUCCAACUACUUUGUUGCCUCCAAAACACCGUGUCCCAAUAGGAAGACCAAAAAAGAAACGAAGGAAGUCAACUACAGAAAAAGAGGAUAUGAUCAAAGGGAAUACAGUUUCUAGAGCACAAAAAACUGUUACAUGUACCAAAUGUAACAACAAAGGACACAAUGCCAGGACUUGCAAAGGGCAGUUACCAACUGUUGGGAAGAAGGGAAAAAAGAAGAAUGAGAAAGGAAAAGAGAAGGAUAAAGGAAAAGAGAAUG
Molecule: messenger RNA, 3151 nt
Organism: Lactuca sativa (garden lettuce)
Lineage: Eukaryota; Viridiplantae; Streptophyta; Magnoliopsida; Asterales; Asteraceae
Source: RefSeq, a predicted model, not a curated record